Durio zibethinus is the source of this 3116-nucleotide messenger RNA. RefSeq names its product disease resistance protein RPM1-like. Gene Ontology annotation, biological process: defense response to other organism. The record is from RefSeq and is a predicted model, not a curated record. Gene Ontology annotation, molecular function: ADP binding. Lineage: Eukaryota; Viridiplantae; Streptophyta; Magnoliopsida; Malvales; Malvaceae.
GGGUUUUGAGCUCAUAAAAAACACGAUUGACCGAUGCCUUUUUUUUGCUUUUUUCCGAAGGCGCAAAAACUAAUCUAUACAAAUUGACAAUGGCCGAAAUUGCAGUGUCCUUUCUUCUUGAAAAACUCGCAUCUUUUCUGCAGAAUGAGGUUGAACUUUUGCGAGGGAUUCCAGAAGAUUUGGAGUACAUCAAGGACGAGUUGCAGAGCAUGAAGGCAGUCCUGAGAGUAGCAGACUCGGUGGGGGAGAGUAACCAAGAACUCAAGUUCUGGGUUCGGCAAGUAAGAGAGGUCGCUUACGACACAGAAGAUAUCCUGGAUGAAUACAGGCUUGACGUUGUCAAUGAUCAUACGCAAGGGAUUGGUGCUGUUCUAUACAAUGUUUGGUGCUUUACAAAAAAUUUGAAAGCUCAGCACGGGAUUGUUUCCAAGAUACGUGGCAUCAAAUCCAGAAUCAGCAACAUAUCUGCCAGGCGUCCAAACUAUGACAACAAUGGUACAAAUGAGCAAGGCCCAAGCUCCACUGCUGCAGUUAAUCCAUGGCUGGACAGAAGAGGGGAUGCCCUCCUUCUAGACAGCGUUGACUUGGUAGGUAUUGACGAGCCCAAAACGCAACUGAUCAAUUGGUUGGUUGAGGGAAACUCUGGGCGCAAGGUGGUUUCAGUGGUUGGGAUGGGAGGUUCGGGCAAAACUACCUUGGUGAAGCAAGUCUAUGACAAUGCAAAGGUGAAGAAACAUUUUGCUGUACAUGUUUGGUUUACUAUAUCUCAUCCUCUCAAGAUUGAGGAGCUCCUAAGAAAUAUGGUACGGCAUCUCUUUGAUGCAAUCAGGAGGCCAGUUCCUCAAGGUGUGGAUGACAUGGAUGCGACUUUGCUGAAAAUGGUAAUCAAGGCCUUCCUGCAGCAAAGAAGGUACUUGAUUGUUUUAGAUGAUGUAUGGCACAUUAAUGAGUGGGCAGUGGUAGAUUACGCAUUAGCUAACAAUGGUCGUGGCAGUCGUGUGUUGCUCACAACGCGAAAUUCUGAAGUAGCAUCUACGUCCUGCAUAGAAUCUGAAGAUAAGGCCUUCUAUGUAAAGCCCUUAUCUCCGGACGAGUCCUGGGAUCUUUUCUGUAAGAAAUGUUUCCGGCGGAGCCCAUGUCCUCCUGAAUUGGAGAAACAUUCUAGACGUAUUUUGGAGAAGUGUGAGGGACUGCCACUUGCAAUUGUAGCCAUCAGUGGUGUUUUGGCUACAAAAAGACGUACAGUCGCCGAAUGGGAGACUGUUUAUCGCAGCCUUGGUGCUGAAAUUGAGGACAACAGCAAACUCAUCAAUUUCAAAGAAGUGCUUUUGCUGAGUUUUAAUGAUUUGCCAUACCACUUGAAAUCUUGUUUCUUGUAUUUAUGUCUCUUCCCUGAGUACCAUCUGAUUGAGAAAAUGAGACUGAUUAGAUUGUGGAUAGCUGAAGGGUUUGUUGAAGUCAAAGAAGGAAAGACACAAGAAGAAGUUGCUGAGGACUACCUUGAUGAGCUCCUGAAUAGAAGCAUGAUACAAGUAGCAGGGACAGCAAAUGAUGGUAGGGUCAGAACAUGCCGCAUUCACGACCUCCUGCGAGAAAUCAUCAUUUCAAAUGCUAGGGAUCAGAACUUUGUUGCAGUAGUUAAAGACCAAAACGCAACAUGGUCUGACAAGGUUCGUCGCCUGGCAAUGCAUAAUACAUUCCCAAAUGCACAACAUGAUAAGAAUGUUUCUCAUUUACGCUCCUUGUUCAUGUUUGGGAUGGGCGAUCCACUUUCCUGUUCAUCGACAAAUACAUUAUUGAUUCCUAAUACCUGUAGGCUGCUUAAGGUGUUAGACUUGCGAGGUGUACCUAUACAGACAUUUCCGGAGGAAGUUAUUAACUUGAGACUUUUGAGGUAUCUUAGCUUGAGAGAUACCAAAAUCAAGACAAUUCCAAGCUCUAUAGGGAAGCUUCAGGACUUGGAGACAUUGGAUCUUAAACAUUCCCAAGUUGCUGAAUUGCCAGUUGAGAUCCUGAAGCUCCGACGACUUCGUCAUCUUCUGGUAUAUCGUUAUGAGUUCACCUCGUAUUCACGCUUUCACUCCAAAUAUGGUUUUAAGGCUUUGUCAGGUAUAGGGACUCUACAAUCCCUUCAAAAACUCUGUUUUAUGGAGGUAAACCAUGAUAAUGCACUUAUUAUAGAGCUAGGAAAAUUAACGCAACUUCGAAGACUCGGCAUUGCAAACUUGAGAAAAGAAGAUGGAAGGCUUUUGUGCUCAUCCAUUGAAAAGCUGAUCAAUCUUCGUGCAUUGUCUAUCGUUUCAUCAGUGAAGGAUGGGUUCAUUGAUCUGCAAUGUCUUUCUUCUCCGCCUGAAUUUCUUCAAAGGCUAUACUUAUAUGGGCGAUUAGAAAAGUUACCAGAAUGGAUACCUUCUCUUGAAAGCCUGGCGGUAGUAUAUCUUAAAUGGAGCAGGCUGCCAGAUGAUGCAUUUGAAUCUCUUCAAAACUUGCCCAAUCUUAUUCAUCUUGAACUGCUGCAAGCUACGGAAGGAGACACUUUAAGUUUUAAGGCUGGCGGUUUUAAGAAGCUUGAACAUCUAGGCAUAGAUAAGUUUGAAGGACUCAAGUACAUAGAAGUGGAAAAAGGAGCAAUGCCUUGUCUUGAAAAUCUCAGCAUCCAACGUUGUAAAUUGCUGGAGAGGGUGCCAUUAGGGAUUGAAUAUCUGACCAAGUUAAAAGUGCUUGAAUUUUUCGAUAUGCCCGAGGAAUUGAUUAUGAACCUUCGUCCUGAUGCACAAGGUGGAGAUUAUUCAAAAGUUGCAAACAUUCCAGAAGUUUAUUAUACCUACUGGAGAAAUGGAGAAUGGGAGGUCUAUCCUAUAGAUUCAGGUGAGAAAGAGCACAACACUAACAAUAUUAACGAAAAGCUUCAAAAUCGUUUUAAAUAAUUUCUUGAUAGCCAGUUUGUAACUCCUCAUUUCUGUUUGUUUAUGUAAAAUUUUGGGUAUAAUGUAGAUUACAGACUUAUUCCUGUCUUUGCCAAUUGUCUUGGUAAGAUGAUAUAUUGUUGUCAUCAUGGCUUGGUAUGAUGCAUUGUAUUUGAAACCAACUCAAAGAUGAAAAAUUGAUGACGAUUG